UUGUGUUUUUAUGUUGACAUAUGAUUACAAGGCGAAAACAGAAUAAAACAAAUAAACAAAUACAAAUUUUUACAAGUGAUUAUAAUAAAAAAUUGUGAAAGUAAAUACGUAAUUACUCAUCUUUCGAUGAACUCAAAAGAACUUUAUUCUAUACGAGAAUGGGCACCUUUAACAGAUAUAAUGGAGAAAAUACCAUUGCGUAUGAUACGCGCACUUGGCAUAUUUCCAGCAGAUUUAAAUAUCACUUGUGUCGAUGCAAUUUCCGAAUUUAUAGCAUUGGGUAGUGAUGCUGGCAUUGUAUUUUGGUAUGACCGGUACACCGGCGAAUUGCAGAAGCUGCGCACAGAGUUUCCAGCGCGCAUCACAUGCGUGAAAAUUGUCAAUUCGGUGGAGUAUAUGAUAGCCGCGGGAAAUGGUAGUGGUCAAGUUAGCGUCUUUCAAAUACAAAAACAAUUGCCGCCAGAUUUGAAUUUAGUUGCGCCAUGUGCGCGAGCGAAGCCCAUUGAAAGAUACAAUAUACGUGAUUUGCAUAGCUGCGCCAUAAGCUGUGUGGAAUGGUCCAAGAAUGGCAUGAAACUCUAUUCAGGCGAUCGACAAGGCGUUGUAGUAUUAACGGAAUUUGACUUUCAAGCACACAUCAGCAAGGCGACCGAAAUACUCAGCGAAGCGUAUGAAAUUGUACAGCUUAGUGUUUGUCAGAGUUAUUUACUAGUAUCCACACUUUAUCGUUCCAUUGUAUGCCAAUUCACCACCGCCACCGGUCAAUGGCAGGUUACACAAGUUGGAAAGAAAGAUCGGAAAGUAUUGUCUGAUUGUGGUGGCAUAUUCCUCAAACAACAAAACAGUCGGCCAUUCUUGAUUUGUGGGCGUCCAGGUUUACGGUUUUGGAUCGCCGAUGCCGAAGGUAAUGUGGAAAAAACAUUACUCUUUCGCGAAGCUGUGGCACGUAGUCCUACCUGGGAAAUACCAAUACUUAACCCCAAAUCAAUGGGCGGUGAACGAAGUACAACUUCCUAUACAAAUGUGGCCGAUAGCGAUGAAAUUAACCGAAGUUUUGGUGCAAUACGUUUGUACAAGGGUGACGAGAAACUGAUUGUCACACACGAUGAGUCCACAUUGUACUUAUUGAACUUGGAUCGACUGCGUGUCGAAGCUGUGGCACGAGGUUUUCGUAAAAUUCUUGAUUUUUGUGUUUGCGAUAAGGAGAUUUUUGUUUUGGAAGGUUCACGUUCUCUGCUACGUCUAGCGCCGAAGCCGGAGAAGCCGAGUAAAACUGCCAAAGUAAUUUUCAAUCCGUCAAUGCCGCCACCAGUUCCUUUGCUAGGUGCUGCAAUCGCUGGUUCGUUGGACUCACCCGCUGAGUCUUUUGAACCACCCGAACAGCCAGUGGGUAAAGCGGAAGAAUGUUUUGAAUUGCCGCCUGUUGAGUUACUCAAUUUAAAUGUGCCAAUCGAAUUGGCUGUAGAAUCGCCACGUGCCGAACAAAAUCGUCGUUUGGAGAUUUUUAAUCAAAUUUCUGAAAUGGAUUUCGAUCAAUCCAUAUUACAUCAUAGUGGCAUAUCACAGAGUGGUGGUGGUCGAAAAAAACGUACAAGACACAGUCGUGAACGAGAGCUUGCUGCUAAGUGCAGUAACGAAGUUGCGGCACCAACAAAGUCACAGGGCAUUGUAGAAAUUGGUCGUGUUGUGGAGCCAGAAACAGACUUGGAAACAGCAAUUAAAACCUUGACUGCUGUUGAAGUUGUGGAGGUUAAACCCCAUGUAAAGCAAACCACUACAACUAAACCAACACUAAUGAAUAGCAGUUUUUGCGCAAUUACGAUGACGAAAAAUACCGAAAGUGAUAAAGUGAGCAAAUCAAAUGAAACAACAUUGAAAAACAAACCAAAAUGUGGUUCCAUCUCGACACCAUUAUCGCCUGCCUCACCUGAAGCGGCCAAACAAAAACUCCCCAUAAAACCUAAAAGUCUUGCUGAAGAAUUAAAUUUAGCUGGUAUUGCUUUUGGCCCGAAACAAUCUAGUCUAGAAUGUGCAACACCAUCUCCAAUACACUCACCGCCCGCUGCGCCAGCGUCAACACCCACGCCAAUGCCACUUAAAGAGCUCGCACAAGCAUAUCCCAAACAAACUACAGUUGAAGAUGCUGGCGUGCAGACAACGCCACGCAAAAAGCUCUACUACAUGGAGGAAGACGCAGACGAUGCUAAUAUUUACUCAGACUACAGUGCUGGCCAACCAAUUGAUGAGAUGUGUCAUGCAGCUUUGCGUGCUGCAACACUAGUUGAGGAAUAUGAAGAAGAGAAAGAGUGCGCUGAAGCGCGCAUUCAGCCUGCGCAGCCAGUCUCCCCAAUACAUUUACAAUUCGUUCGUACACAGCCAUUAAAUGAGGAGAUUAAGAGUUUCCUACCAGAUUUUCGACGUGCAUGUGAUCCGUGUGCUGUGCCGCCAGCAGUGCAACAAAAGACACCGCCACCUUCAGCCGAGUCUAAUGGCAGUUCUAGCGAAUGGGAGUUUUUGGAUAAUUGAAUUGAUAACUUUGGCUCUGAUAAAAUAUCAUUCCGUGACAUUACACAUCACAAAGUUCCAAAACAGUAUGCUUUUUGAAAGUGCUGCCGAACUUAUAUAAUUAUCAAUAUUAAUCUUAUGUAAAACAUAUUGGCGCUUUUGCACAUUGGCUUCUAAAAUCCAAAUCAAUUUUAAAUAACCAAUUUAUGUAUUAUAUAAUAUUAUGGUAAUAUUGUAUUAUCUAAACAUUUUAGCCACAUUUAGUAUUUUGUUUAAUAUUUUAGCAUUUUUAAUUACUUUUUUGUUGUUUGCUAAUUUUUAGCCUAGGCACUAUCGCUUACACGUCUAUAUGUAUCUGUAUGUUAGAAGAGCAACUCAAUUUUGCAUUUAUUUGCAAUUUGCAUAUGUCUGUAUGUAUGUAUGUAAAAAAUCUAUACCAAAUAAAAUUUAUAUAUAUGUAUUUGCUUCAUUA
This is a messenger RNA of Zeugodacus cucurbitae (melon fly), 2977 nucleotides long. RefSeq names its product WD repeat-containing protein CG11141. The record is from RefSeq and is a predicted model, not a curated record. Gene Ontology annotation, molecular function: protein binding. Lineage: Eukaryota; Metazoa; Arthropoda; Insecta; Diptera; Tephritidae. The transcript has 5 exons. The coding region runs from base 127 to 2526 and encodes 799 amino acids.